CACACCUCUGAGGGAUCCGCGGUCAGGGACCCCAGCUGAUGAGGCACCCGUGCCCGAGCCAUCACGUACGACCACCCCUGAGCCCGCACCCCACUCGCCAGGUCGGUCCUCUCCGCCACCUCAGCCAGCUCCUGAGGAGUACAGAGGACCGGAUGACCAGCCUGGGUUCCUGGCCGUGGGCAAGCUGGCCACGGCCUUAGUGGGGUUGCGUAGCGACGAGGCCUUGUCCGAGAGGAGGGUGGACGAGCUCAUUGAGCUCUACGAGGCCCUGUCACCGUACGACAGGGCCAGAGUUGUCUACCCUCCUCGCCAUCGGGAUAGGCCAGCUCAGGGGCGCUUCUAGGCAGCAAAAUCGGCUCACGCCAGCAUCACUGGUGUGGAAAGCCUGAAACACUGCCUGGUCGGACAGACCUCUGGACCUGCCACCUGGCCGAGUGCCAGUCGCGUGGUGGAAGCAGUAUGCACCCAGCUGUGCCACCUCUACCCCUCAGGCACCAGAGUGUACGGCAGCCGGAGGAGCUGGGACUGCAUACUGCUGCAUUACCACCACGUCCGCGACUUGGUGCUUGGCCACCAGAGGCUGAUGGCUCGGGCGCCUAUUCAGCUCUUCGAGCUGAAUCAGAGGACCCUCUCCCAGUGGUUCAUGAAAACCCAAAGGGAGAAGGUGAGGACUGUGUUGGCACCGGGACCAGGCGCUGCAGCAGAGGGGCGACCACAACCACCACAACCACCACCACCACGACAACCACCACAACCACAACCAACACCACCACCACCACGACAAGCUGCAGCAGCGUACUGGUACUUGAUGGUCACGGAGUACCUGGAGUGCCGUCGGUGUCAGAGGAAGGUGGCUGGAUGGUCGCAGGAGGUCGUCAGACAGCUGGAGCCGGGACGCCAGUCUCAGUUCCCGGCUCUCUUGACGUACAUGCUUUCCUGCGACCAGCGGGUCAUUUCCAUGCUGCGUGAGCGUACUCGGGGGGAACAACGCCACGCAGCUGUACAAGAAUGGAUGGAUUCGACAAAGAAGGUGAUGUAUGCAGUAUGCAGGCACCGGGACCUGGCGCUGCAGCAGAGGGGCGACCACAACCACCACAACCACCACCACCACGACAACCACCACAACCACAACCAACACCACCACCACCACAGCCACCACCACGACAAGCUGCAGCAGCGGGCUCAGCAGCAGCAGCAGCGGCGGCAGCAGUGGUGGUGGCAGCAGCGGCAGGCCCAGCGGCGGCGGUGGAUCGUCCCCCAGCUGAGGUGGUGGUGCACAGACUCAUCAGGCCACGGCCGGCAGCAGUGGUGGCGGCUAACCCGGCCCGGCCAGCGGCACCACCAGAGGGUGAUGGUGCUCCUCAACGUCCCCCCACUCCCCAUCCUCCCUCAGACACUUGCAGCGGCACAGCUCCUUCCGCCACUUGCUGCAGCACACCCUGCCACAGCUGGCCCUGCCACUGCUCCUCCUCCCUAUGUGCCGUACUCCACCGUGUACUACAGGUGGAAGAAGGGGAGCAGGGCCAAGACUCCACAUGUGUGCGGACAGUGCGGACAGCCCAGGCGGAAGGAGACUGGACACUCCGGCUACAAGUCGGACACUUUCUGUGUGGCGGCAGCGGGGAGGUUGAGGGAGAUGCGGGAGAAAGACAAGAGUUGA
Alosa alosa (allis shad) is the source of this 1660-nucleotide messenger RNA. RefSeq lists its product as uncharacterized. Bases 584 to 1660 code for a protein of 358 amino acids. The transcript has 5 exons. NCBI's taxonomy places the organism in Eukaryota, Metazoa, Chordata, Actinopteri, Clupeiformes, Clupeidae. The record is from RefSeq and is a predicted model, not a curated record.